Molecule: messenger RNA, 3098 nt
Organism: Ailuropoda melanoleuca (giant panda)
Lineage: Eukaryota; Metazoa; Chordata; Mammalia; Carnivora; Ursidae
Gene: TAT
Product: tyrosine aminotransferase
Exons: 17
Coding region: 705-2069 (454 amino acids)
Biological process (GO): L-phenylalanine catabolic process; L-tyrosine catabolic process; biosynthetic process
Molecular function (GO): L-tyrosine:2-oxoglutarate transaminase activity; pyridoxal phosphate binding
Source: RefSeq, a predicted model, not a curated record
AACUCCCUGGUUGAUGUUUUUGCCAUCAUGCAUAGCACAUAGAAGGAGCUCGAUAACUAACCGUUGGAUAAAUAACAUUCGUUUUUAUAGACGAAUCUGUGUUCUGAGAAGGAUGACAGGGAUCUUAUAUCUUCCAUCACAUCUUGCAUAAGGAACCCUUGAACAGACAUUACACAUAUGGUAGAAGGUUACAAGGCAGGAGCCCUUUUCUGAGGAAACCCCCGAAUGUUCAACCAAAGCAAGGAACACCAGUAGCAGAUGCCAUUGGUGUGUUAAGGAGAAAUUUUCCGAAAAGAGAGGGAACAAUCAUUGAUAGACAUGACUUGAAGAUGCAUGGAGUGGGAUAAUUGGAAGCUCUACUGGUGUGCUGCAGUCUUCUUCUGACCUGUCAUUGUUCCCAGAUGAGUGAUCAUGGAUCAUGGUUCGGGGUGGAAAGAUACAAAGGAACGAAUAAAGCAAUAAGCAAUAAAAGGCAGGUAAAUGAAGGAGAAUUCACAGGACAGGAUGCCAUUGCCCAGGUGUUACUUGCCUUGAAGACCCUACUGUCGUUUAAGACUAUUUCAGGAGUCAAGAAUUGCAUCUGAGGCCAUUGUCACUGUGACCCGUGAAGGAAGAACACUAAGAGAGCUUCCAGGUUCAUCUGCUGAGAGGCUGUUUCUCCUUUGGUUGGAAGGUAAAAUCUCAAGCCUCAGGCUCCGCUAGUGAUGGACCCGUAUGUCAUUCAGAUGAACAGCAACAGCAACCUCCCCUCCGUUCUGGAUGUGCAUGUCAACAUUGGUGGGCGAAGCUCUUUGCCGGGAAAAAUGAAAGGCAGGAAGGCCAGAUGGUCCGUGAAGCCUUCAGAUAUGUCCAACAAAACUUUCAAUCCCAUCCGAGCCAUUGUGGACAGCAUGAAGGUGAAGCCAAAUCCAAACAAAACCAUGAUCGCUCUGUCAAUUGGGGACCCUACUGUGUUUGGAAACCUGCCUACAGACCCUGAAGUUACCCAAGCCAUGAAAGAUGCCCUGGACUCUGGGAAGUAUAACGGCUAUGCCCCCUCCAUUGGCUAUUUAUCCAGUAGGGAGGAGAUUGCUUCUUACUACCACCGGCCUGAGGCUCCCCUGGAAGCUAAGGAUGUCAUUCUGACUAGUGGCUGCAGUCAGGCUAUUGAACUUUGUUUAGCUGUGUUGGCCAACCCAGGACAAAACAUCCUAGUUCCGAGACCCGGUUUCUCUCUCUACAGGACUUUGGCUGAAUCGAUGGGAAUUGAGGUCAAACUCUACAAUUUAUUGCCAGAGAAGUCUUGGGAAAUUGACUUGAAACAACUGGAAUCUUUGAUUGAUGAAAAGACAGCUUGUCUCAUUGUUAAUAAUCCAUCAAACCCCUGUGGGUCAGUGUUCAGUAAAAGUCAUCUCCAGAAAAUUCUGGCUGUGGCUGCAAAGCAGUGUGUCCCCAUCUUAGCUGAUGAGAUCUAUGGAGACAUGGUGUUUUCGGAUUCCAAAUUUGAGCCUUUGGCCACCCUCAGCAGCAACGUCCCCAUCCUGUCCUGUGGAGGGCUGGCCAAGCGCUGGCUGGUUCCUGGCUGGAGGUUGGGCUGGAUCCUCAUCCAUGACCGAAGAGACAUUUUUGGCAAUGAGAUCCGAGAUGGGCUGGUGAAGCUGAGUCAGCGGAUCCUGGGACCCUGCACCAUCGUCCAGGGAGCUCUGAAAAGCAUCCUGCAUCGCACCCCUCAGGAGUUCUACCACAACACUCUGAGCUUCCUGAAGUCCAAUGCUGAUCUUUGCUAUGGGGCAUUGGCUGCCAUCCCUGGACUCCAGCCAGUCCGUCCUUCCGGGGCCAUGUACCUCAUGGUUGGAAUUGAGAUGGAACAUUUCCCAGAAUUUGAGAAUGACGUGGAGUUCACGGAGCGCUUAGUUGCUGAGCAGUCAGUCCACUGCCUCCCAGCAACGUGCUUCGAGUACCCGAAUUUCUUCCGGGUGGUAAUCACGGUCCCCAAAGUGAUGAUGCUGGAGGCUUGUAGCCGGAUCCAGGAGUUCUGUGAGCUGCACUACCAUUGUGCUGAAGGGAGCCAGGAAGAGUGUGACAAAUAGGCCCAAGUCUCUUGAGUAUGUGUCCGGUGAGCGCUGGACAGGACUUGCUGUUCCUCAAGAGGAAUCAGGUGCUCCUACUGGGAGAGGGGCCUCAAAAACAUGUCAAGGGUUCAGAAUUGCUCCUACUUUUCCCCAACUAUGUCCACAUACACAAUCUGAAUCCCAGAUUCUCCUCUCACUCUGCUCUGCUGGAGUGACUCACUAAUUCAUGAAACUGCCCCCUCCGAUAUGACUUCCUCUUUUUUUCCUGAGAGUGAGUGAAACUUACCAGAAAGUGGUAGAAACAAGAAAAAUAAAAGCUCAUGAUGAGAGAAACAAAAGAUUGAGAGAAUUUGUGCCCCCAAACAUUUCCUCAUACUAUAAGUAGGAGCACACUCUCUCCAGUCAGGUGAGACGCCCAAGUCUGUUACUGCUUCACUUCAGGUAUACCUCGCUUUAUGCAAUAGAACUAUAACGAAAGAAGUUGGGGACACAUGUAUUUGGUUAAUUAUAUUUUAAACACAUUAGGAAAAUUUGCUAAUUUGAAGGAUCCCUUACAGAAACCUUCUUGUUGAUUUUUUUAAAAAAGAAUUAUUGAUUGUAUGGGGCUACUGCCUGGUUCAGUCGGUAGAGCACGUGACUCUUGAUCUUGGGGUCAUGAGUUUGAGCCCCACAUUGGGUGCAGAGAUUACGUACAUUCAUGCAUAAAUAGAAUUAUUGAUUGUAAAGGUAAUCAAUGGACUUUUUAAAUUUAGAUAUAUGUACAUCAGGGUUUCUUAAAAUGAGGGCACAUCUAUACUUUAAAAAAAAAAAAAAGGAGGAAUCAUAGGACCUUCCAGAAAUACUGUGGUGUAAGGGCCAGACCUCACUUAUCAUUUUUAUGGAAUCAUUGCUUUUGCUGUAAGGUUGAUAUUGAUUUAUUGAUAUAUAUAUUAUAUUAUCUUUUCAUAUGUUUUCUAAGAAACAUUUAUAUUGACAAGUUCCUUUAUUUUGCCAAGGGCAUAAAUUAUUGUUUUUCUUCUUUUUUAAAAAAAAUAAAUUUUACUAAAU